CGCGAACCGCCGAGCGCCAAGUUCUGGGUUCCGGACUCGCGCGGCAGGUAUCACGUGGCGGGCACACAGUCGGGCGCGGGUCGGCAGGUCUCGGACUCUGGCCGCGGCGGCAGCGCGGGGCCUCGGGGUCGCUGGGCUGGUGUGCGGGACCCUGUUCCGGUCGGUGGGCAGCUUCAGGUACCAGGACCUUGGUGUCCCCGGCGCUCUCGGAGUGUGCGCUCUCUUUGUGGUGUGCGCCUUGUCGCCGCGCUUCCCUCGCAGCUCUGAGAAGCCGGAAAAGGCAAAUUGAAACCAGUGCAGUGAUGACUCAAGUCAACCUGGCUCACAAGGAUGCUGCCCUGUGGUCGUCGCAUGAUAAAAUGCUGCUACAGCCCCUGAAAGACGGUGACACCGAGGUUUACAACAUCAUCAAGAAGGAGAGUAACCGGCAGAGGGUCGGGCUGGAGCUGAUCGCGUCAGAGAAUUUCGCCAGCCGAGCAGUUUUGGAGGCCCUGGGCUCUUGCUUAAAUAACAAGUACUCCGAGGGGUACCCAGGCCAGAGGUAUUAUGGCGGGACCGAGUUCAUCGACGAGCUGGAGAUCCUCUGUCAGAAGCGAGCGCUGCAGGUCUAUGGUCUGGACCCCCAGUGCUGGGGGGUCAAUGUCCAGCCCUACUCAGGCUCCCCCGCCAACUUCGCGGUGUACACUGCCCUGGUGGAGCCCCACGGGCGCAUCAUGGGCCUGGACCUGCCCGAUGGCGGCCACCUGACCCACGGGUUCAUGACAGACAAGAAGAAAAUCUCUGCCACAUCCAUCUUUUUUGAAUCUAUGCCCUAUAAGGUGAACCCGGACACCGGCUACAUCAACUAUGACCAACUGGAGGAAAAUGCCCGCCUCUUCCACCCGAAGCUGAUUAUCGCAGGAACCAGCUGCUACUCCCGAAACCUGGACUACGCUCGGCUGAGGAAGAUCGCGGACGACAACGGGGCGUAUCUCAUGGCCGACAUGGCGCACAUCAGCGGGCUGGUGGCGGCUGGCGUGGUGCCCUCCCCCUUUGAGCACUGCCACGUGGUGUCCACCACCACCCACAAAACCCUGAGAGGCUGCCGAGCCGGCAUGAUCUUCUACAGGAGAGGAGUGCGCAGCGUGGAUCCCAAGACGGGCAAAGAGACUCUGUACAACCUGGAGUCGCUUAUCAACUCGGCCGUGUUCCCAGGCCUGCAGGGCGGUCCCCACAACCACGCCAUUGCUGGGGUCGCUGUGGCCCUGAAGCAAGCGAUGACUCCGGAAUUCAGACUUUACCAGCGCCAGGUGGUGGCCAACUGCCGGGUUCUGGCUGAGACCCUGAUGGAGCUGGGCUACAAAGUGGUGACAGGUGGUUCUGACAACCAUUUGAUCCUCGUGGAUCUCCGUUCCAAGGGCACGGACGGGGGAAGGGCUGAGAAGGUUCUAGAAGCCUGUUCUAUUGCCUGUAAUAAGAACACCUGUCCAGGUGACAAAAGCGCACUGCGGCCCAGCGGACUGCGUCUGGGGACUCCAGCCCUGACAUCCCGAGGACUUUUGGAAAAAGAGUUCCAGAAAGUAGCCCAGUUUAUUCACAGAGGGAUAGAACUGACUCUGCAGAUUCAGAACGAUGUUGGGGCCAGGGCCACCCUGAAGGAGUUCAGAGAGAAACUGGCAGGGGACGAGAAGCACCAAAGGGCCGUCGGGGCUCUCAGGGAGGAGGUGGAGAGCUUCGCGUCUCUCUUCCCUCUGCCCGGCCUGCCUGACUUCUAGAGGAACCCGCACCUGCCCAGGAACCACUUGCUCGAGGACCCAGUGCCCUUCUGAGAAGAGACGAAGAGCGGCCCCACGCAGGACCCGGCUGCGUCAACAUCUCCGUGCCCUCUGAGGGGGUUUCUUUUGGGACUUUGUUCAAAUUACCUCCUUCACGAAUCAAAAUUUGUUUUUAAGACCCUCCGUUAGUAAUUUAGUAAUUCUGGGACAAGUUAUCAGGGGGUUCACAUGUGACCCUUUCUCUCAGCUGUAUAAACAGUUCUUCUGGAAAAAUGAAAUACUUAGACUGGGUUCAGGGCAGACGACUGGAAAGACCCCGGUAGGUGUACUCGCCCUUCUCUGAGUUCCUGGGCUUCCCCCACACUCUGAGAUCGACGACCACCCGAGUUCGGAACUGCCACCAGCUGCCCCUUCUUAAUACCUUGUUACGCGGAGGGCUGCCAAAGGAGGACUGACUUAGGGCUGUCACAACUGAGGAGGGAAAUUCUGAAGCUUCUGGUGAGUUCUAUACAAGGUGCCGUGGGCUUUGUCCACAGCAGCUCAGGACAUCAUGGGAAUGAUCUCCUUCACCCCCCCCCCAUCCCUGGGGAGUGUCAGGUGCCAUCAGGGGUGAGAACCAGUUGGGGGGGGGGGGGUCCUGCCCUGUGCCAGAUAACCAACUCCCUCCUGUAAUCAGGAAACCAAAUGUCACCUUCCCAGAGAAACUUUAUUUUUCACAAAGCUGAAGUGCGAAACAUAGAUGACUGUUUUUAAUAAUAAGCACAAAUUUUUAACCACAGAAUGUCUACAAGAAUUAUAGCUUUAAAAAAUACAACCAAUUUUUAUAUUUCAAAAAUAUCUGAACUCAAAUAAAUUAAUUUCUUAAA
This is a messenger RNA of Neomonachus schauinslandi (Hawaiian monk seal), 2620 nucleotides long. RefSeq names its product serine hydroxymethyltransferase 1 (gene SHMT1). Bases 303 to 1754 code for a protein of 483 amino acids. The record is from RefSeq and is a predicted model, not a curated record. Gene Ontology annotation, molecular function: serine binding; protein homodimerization activity; pyridoxal phosphate binding. Gene Ontology annotation, biological process: tetrahydrofolate interconversion; purine nucleobase biosynthetic process; L-serine catabolic process. NCBI's taxonomy places the organism in Eukaryota, Metazoa, Chordata, Mammalia, Carnivora, Phocidae. The transcript has 12 exons. Gene Ontology annotation, cellular component: nucleus; cytosol; cytoplasm.